GCUGCAUGAGGAGUGGUGAAAGGGGAGGGGCUGCUCUUAGCUGAGCUGCUGCUAGCUAUGGAUAUGGAUGCUGCCAGUCCUGAGAGUUGCUUGGCCGUUGGUCUGAUGUCAGGCACCAGUCUAGACGGUGUGGAUGCUUGUGUGGUGGAGAUCACUGAACCAACAGAGCCAGGGAACCCUCCAAAUAUUUCUGCAGACUACGUAUGGUUGGUUUCUUCACUCGUCCCUACCCUGAGGGCCUCAGAGGUGACCUCACAGCAUUGUGUGUGUCAGGUACCGUGACUGAGCUGUGCCGAUACAACGCUCUAUUGGGGAGGGUGUUUGCUGACGCUGCACAAGAGGUCGUAUCUGGGUGUGGCUUGAGUAUGGACCAGAUAUCAGUCAUCGGCAGUCAUGGACAGACGGUCCAUCAUCUGCCUUCACCCACCCUCCUUCACGGCUACACGAUAUCAUCCACCUUACAGAUUGGUGACUCGUCCAUCAUUGCAAACCAUUGCAGAGUGACGACUGUGGGAGACUUCAGAGGUGCAGACAUGGCCGUGGGGGGACAGGGGGCUCCGUUGGUACCGUAUCUGGAUGAGAUUAUCCUCCGGAGCCGUCUUGAGGAGACAGGACGAGUUGGUCUGCUACUAAAUAUCGGAGGAAUCAGUAACAUCUCUGCUCUCACCACACACAGAGGUAAUGAUGAGAGAGAUGUCACACUGUUGGGGUUCGACUGUGGACCAGGUAAUGUGCUCAUUGACACUCUAAUGAAGAAAUGGUUUGACUGUGAUUUUGACAGAGAUGGAGAAAUGGCUCUCACUGGCAAGACCUCCAUUGAGCUUCUUGACUAUUUGAUGAAGGACGAGUUUAUAUUCAGACAACCACCAAAAUCAACUGGAAGAGAGUAUUAUGGAGAGGCAUAUUUGGAUAGUCCUCUGACUAAAAUGGACAAGCUGCACAUUGCUAGGAAGGAUGUCAUAGCAACUUUAUCAGAAUUCACGGCUGCUGUAGUGUGGAAGAACUAUCAGCUGUUCAUUGAGCCACACUUCCAGAGAGGGGCAGCUGGGUAUGACCUGUAUGUCAGUGGUGGGGGAGCCAAGAAUGCGGCCAUAAUGAGAGCUUUGGAAAGACGUUUUGAAGGGUUUAAAGUGAGUACAACGAAAGAGAUUGGAAUUGAUCCAGAUGCAAAGGAGGCUCUGUGCUUUGCUUUGCUGGGCUACCAGACGUGGAGAGGACGACCAACCAAUGUACCCAGUGUGACUGGGGCGAGGGAACAAGUCAUUCUGGGUAAAGUGUGUCCAGUCGUCAGAACAAACUAAUGAUUACACAGAAUAUUCUUUGUGCUCUUAAUUUAUAUUAAUUAAUCAACAAUUCAAUUAACAAUAAUUAAUUUUUUGUGCUCAAAAUUCAAGAGUGCUAGUAUUCAAAACAUAAAAUAAU
Molecule: messenger RNA, 1422 nt
Organism: Halichondria panicea
Lineage: Eukaryota; Metazoa; Porifera; Demospongiae; Suberitida; Halichondriidae
Product: anhydro-N-acetylmuramic acid kinase-like
Exons: 12
Coding region: 204-1301 (365 amino acids)
Biological process (GO): peptidoglycan turnover; amino sugar metabolic process
Molecular function (GO): phosphotransferase activity, alcohol group as acceptor; ATP binding
Source: RefSeq, a predicted model, not a curated record